AUUUGCUUAGAGCUAGGCCGCCUAGCCGCCACGACCUGUUGCUGCUUGUGCUCAUGCCGUGCGUAUGCUCGCGUGCUAGCACCGAUGGGCAGUGAAUACAUGCCGUCGGGGCGCGAUUGAUGUCGGUUUGAGGCAGCCCCUCCAUCAAUAGCAACUUUUGGGCAGGUCUGAGGCAUGCGUACGGUGCUCGUCGCUGCGGCCCUCGCCCAGGCGCUGGACUACAGCGCCGUCCGAUGGGGGCCCAGCCGCCAGCAGAAGAAGCGGGGCAUCCCGCAGAACCACGGCUUCGCGGCGCUCAAGAAGGAGUUAGAUAGGAGCCUGCGGGAGAAGUGGUUCAAGGGCCGCCGGCCGCAGACGGCGGCGGGGGCCACGGAACUAUUAAGGGAGGUGCUCGGCUCGCAGGUCCGCGACCAGCUGAUCCUGAUCCGGGGCGGGCGGCUCUUCACGACCCACAAUUUCACGCACAAUACGAAGCACACCUACAUGCUGCGGCUCCUGGCCGCGGUCCAGCGCGCCGGCGGGCCGCUGCCGGACGCGUGGCUCAUGUACGAGAGCAGUUCGCGGGGCAAGUGCCACGACCUGGACGGCCUCGGCGGUCACGGUCGGCUCCUGCCGACGUUGGUGAUCGCGAAGCUGGACGGCUACGGGCAGUGCGGUAUACUGGUACCGAACCCCUACUUCGGCUUGGGGGAUAUAAACGACAUGUGGCGCCUGCAGAUUGAGGCCUUGAUGGAUGCGAACGAGACCACAAAAAAGCGCGACCCGCGCGUCUUCUGGCGCGGCGAGGUGGCGGCGCUCGCGGUGAAGCGGAAAGGCUACCCCUGCAAGAGCGAGCGGGGCAACCACGCGCGGCUCGCGGCGUUGGCGCUGACGGCCGACGACCCGUCGCACUUCGACGUCAAGUGCAAUGUGGGUUGUGAGGCCCGGGACGCGGCCAAGUGGCCGUGCCCCGGGCUGGCUUACGACGCGACGAUGCGGAAAAUUUAUGCUGAUAAUUCAUCGAUCAGGGACCCGAAGUUCUACACCGAGCCGGACUACGCGAACUACAAGUACGUCCUGAACCUCCCGGGCAAGACGGACGGGUCGUACAGCCGCAACCUCAACCACCUCUGGUACGUCGGCGCCGCGGUAUUACUGUGGGACACGCCCUCAGUGGAGUGGUAUUAUCCAGCGCUGAAGCACGGCGCGACGCACGCCGCGGUCAAUCGCACGACGGCCCGGGCCGUCGUCGCGGCGCUCGACGCGUCCCCCGAAAAGUACGCUCGUCUCCUGGCGGGCGCGCGGCGCGUCCAGCGGGAGCUGACGUCCCCGGAGGCGAUCGCGCGGUACGUGCGGCACGUCGUCGACGCGCUCCGCCGCGCGCAAGCGCAGCAUCUGAUAAAAUGGGGCGACGUCCUCGCGGGGGAGAACUGCUCCGACUUCGUCGAGGUCACCGUGGACGGCGCGCCCGCGCACGCGCGCCACCUCUGGUUCUACCAGAACGCCAGCGACGUCGCAAAUACGUCGGCGCGCGUCGGCAUGCACUACACAACCAACGUCUACGCGCCCGUGGCCUCGUGCGCGGCGAUGGUAGGAGCGGCCGUCAAGACGCGCGACACGUCAUCGCACGGAGCGAGUGUGCGCACGGACAACCCCGAGGCCGUCGGCGCGAGCGUCGGCGCGGCAGCGUCGACGUCGCCGGCCCAGGCCGCGCGCUCGUUCGAGUCGAUGUACGCGCCGAAGUCGUCGUCCGCGACGGCCCCGGGUUCCUCGUCAAGCUGCGACCGGUGGCCGCGGCCCUACCACUGCAUGACCUCUUCUAGUGGGAUAAAUUAGUAUGUGAAUGAA
This is a messenger RNA of Pelagomonas calceolata, 1827 nucleotides long. NCBI's taxonomy places the organism in Eukaryota, Pelagophyceae, Pelagomonadales, Pelagomonadaceae. The record is from the annotation of a GenBank genome assembly.